Molecule: messenger RNA, 1433 nt
Organism: Mytilus trossulus (common blue mussel)
Lineage: Eukaryota; Metazoa; Mollusca; Bivalvia; Mytilida; Mytilidae
Product: low-density lipoprotein receptor-related protein 2-like
Exons: 9
Coding region: 8-1342 (444 amino acids)
Cellular component (GO): plasma membrane
Molecular function (GO): protein binding
Source: RefSeq, a predicted model, not a curated record
UAAUAAAAUGAUGAGACAAUCUAGCUUUAUGUUGAUGGUUCUGAUUGGACUCCAUACAGCAAAAGCUGACGCUUGUUCAGAUGAUCAACUGAAAUGCCAUGGGUCAGACCAAUGCUAUCCACAGGAGAAAAGAUGUGAUGGGUUUGCAGACUGCGGAAAUAGCACUGAUGAAUAUGGGUGUGACGCAUGUGUUGACGGUGCUUUUCACUGUUCAAAUGAGAAAAAAUGCAUCCCUAGUGAAUGGCAUUGUAAUGGAAUUGACGAUUGCGACGGAGAAGAUGAAAAGUCCUGUACAGCAUGUAACAGUUAUGCUUUCCUGUGUGCAUCGGAUAAGACAUGUAUUAGAUCGAACUGGGUAUGCGACUCAUGGCCAGACUGUUGGCAUGGUGAAGAUGAACUCGGAUGUCAAAAUGAUGUAUGUGGUGAUGAUGAAUUUAAAUGUUUCGAUCCACAUUUUAGAUAUCAAAAAUGUGUUCCUCAGGAUAAAAUAAACAAUGGCAUGAACGAUUGUGGAGACUGCUCUGACGAGGCAUAUAGGGAUAAUUGUAUUAAUGAUGGGUGUGGUGAUAAUGAAUUUAAAUGUCACAAAGAAUGUAUUCCUAUCGAAAAAAUGCGAGAUGGCAUUGAUGAUUGUGGAGACUGCUCUGACGAGUUUUUUUCGGACGAUUGUAUGAAUUUGGAAUGUAACAACGAUGAAUUCCUGUGUACAGCGGAUAGGAUAUGUAUUGCGUCGGACUACGUAUGCGACUCAUACCCGGCUUGCAGUGAUGGUAAAGAUGACAUCGGAUGUCCACAUGAUGGGUGUAGUGAUGAUGAAUUUAAAUGUAACAAUACAUCUCCAAGUCUUCCAAAAUGUGUUCGUGCGGAAAAAAUAAACGAUGGCACUGAUGAUUGUGGAGACUGCUCUGACGAGGCGUUUAGAUUUGGUUGUGUCUACGGAAAACCCCAUCCCCUACAAUCACUACCAGGUCUACCAUAUCUAUUUCCAAUACCGCAACGUCGAGCACGAAAUUUACCAAACGCUCAUGGACAAAAGAAGAAGAAAAAUGAGGGUACAGAGCAGACAGUAGCCCAUGAACAAAGAGGGAAGAUCGGUGAGGGAACAGUGCUCCCAGUAACCCGAAAACAAAGGAGAAUGAAAGAUGAGGAUACAGUGCACAUCGCAGCAAGCGGUAAUACAGAUAUUGAUGCACAUAGGCAAGUUCUGAGACGAGGCAAAUCUCAUUUGAAGGACAACUUGAGGAAUUCGCUAUUACGCAGUAAGACAGAUGACAGAUUAACUAAGAGAGUACUUAGUCGUAGAGAAAUGAAUAAAAGGAAAAGGGAAAAGAAGUCAAAAUAACUGUUCUUAUCUAGACAUUUAUAUUAUUGCUUCACAUUCUACUCUAUUUUUCAUUUGUUCUAUUCAUUAUAACAAUAAAAAAUAUUUUGUA